Pimephales promelas (fathead minnow) is the source of this 840-nucleotide messenger RNA. NCBI's taxonomy places the organism in Eukaryota, Metazoa, Chordata, Actinopteri, Cypriniformes, Leuciscidae. The record is from RefSeq and is a predicted model, not a curated record.
GGGUGAGAGGGGGGCGGAUGCACACUCUCUACUCUCUUGCCCUGCGUUUCUGUUGCCCUCUCUGCCGACUUCGUCGGUCCUCUCCACCACCACCACCUCUCAUUCCAUCGUCUGUGCCUGCUUCAGGCGCAAGUACCCCGUGGUGUGUCUGUGGCAUGGAGAAAGAGAGGGAGGAUAAAGAGACAGAGGGGAGGGAGAAACCAGAGCCGCUGACAGAUGUGGAGCGAGGCAUCAUUCAGGAUACCUGGGCGCGUGUUUACGAGACCUGUGAGGAUGUGGGCGUCACUAUACUGAUCAGACGUGCAGAUGGUGGGCAGAGAAGAAUACUGGCAAGCAGACCUUUCAUGGUGGAUAUUUUAGAACACAGGGACAAGCCGCUGGCAUACAAACACACAGAUACAUCCACAGUACAUGCAAGUGAAAAAAAACAACAACAAAACAAAACACUUUUUUUUGUCAAUUUUUUUUGCUCUUGCAGCUGGUAUUCCCAAAUUAGGCUUGAUAAUGGACAGAUGCCAAGGGAAGAUGUUCCAUGACAUCUUUUUCCACAUGCUUUUUCACAGUGUCAAAGCUUCUCCAAUAUGCACACCAUAGAGCAAAUCCAUCUUUACAGUAGCUCCUAUUUUUUAACACUCACCAAAUAGAAUUUAGCAGGUAUAGAUCCUUACCAAUCCCUGCAAUACCUUUGUAUGUUUUCUGUGAUAAUUCGGUAGAUUCUGUCACAACGCUGUACGUGUUAGAUAAUAACUAACUCCAGAGAUAGAUUUAACAGGGUUUGUAGUACUCACAAUCCCUUGUGAGUUUACAGUGCUGCAUGUAUUGCAUAAACUGAAAUAAACC